GGAGGAAGCGGCGGCGGAGUGGGCGCAUGCGCUCUCGGCUCGCCCGCAGGCUCGCUGGCUUUCUGGCUCUCUGAGCCGCUGCGGUGGGAGCGUUCGGACGCGCGCGGAGCCUCGGAGCCCCGUCUGGCAGAAAUGUCUAAUGCAAAAGAAAGAAAACAUGCUAAGAAAAUGAGAAACCAGCCCACGAAUGUGACCUUAGCCUCUGGCUUUGGGGCCGACAGAGGUGGAAUGCAUCAUUUUGGAGGAGGGAGGCCUUCCCAAUCUCAGAAACAAGAGCUUCAUUCUGGAACCUCACAGCAGUGGCAAGUCAAGACGGGCCCCCACGUGCUUCCCGAGUCUGACGUGAACGAACAGUCUUCCUCCAAAACCAUGUUCAAGAAAAAGGGAGGCUGGAAGGCGGGUCCUGAGGGCGCGUCCCAGGAGAUCCCCAAGUAUAUAACGGCUUCUACGUUUGCUCAGGCACGAGCGGCUGAGAUCAGUGCUAUGUUAAAAGCCGUGGCCCAGAAGUCGUCGAAUUCCCUGGUUUUCCAGACUCUUCCACGGCACAUGCGGCGAAGAGCCAUGAGCCACAACGUCAAACGCCUCCCUAGACGGUUGCAGGAGAUGGCCAAAAAAGAGGCAGAGAAAGCCGCUCACCAGAAGAAAGAACACUCAAAGAAUAAAUGCCACAAAGCCCGGAGGUGUCAUGUCAACCGGACGCUGGAAUUCAACCGCAGACAGAAGAAGAAUAUAUGGCUGGAGACUCACAUCUGGCACGCCAAACGGUUCCACAUGGCGAAGAAGUGGGGUUACUGCCUCGGGGAGAGGCCCACGGCCAAGAGCCACCGGGCCUGCUACCGCGCCAUGACCCAUCUCUGCCUCCUACAGGACUUGUCAUAUUACUGUUGUUUGGAGUUGAAAGGCAAAGAGGAAGAAAUACUGAAGGCUCUUUCUCAGAUGUGUAGCACAGACACAGGGCUGACUUUUGCUGCAGUUCACUGCUUGUCUGGGAAGCGGCAAGGGAGUGUCAUGCUUUACCGGGCGAAUAGGUAUCCCAGAGAAAUGCUUGGGCCCGUUACGUUCAUUUGGAAGUCUAAGACGACCCCCGGGGACACUUCUGAGGAUAGGCAGUUGUGGAUCUGGCUUCAUCCAACGCUUAAGCUGGCUGUCCUGGAGGAAAUGAAAACGACGUGCCAGUGUUCAGAACCCGUCAAGUCAAGUGUCUGUGUUCCUGACCCACUCCCGACACCAGCCCAAGAGGAAAAUCAGCCUGAACUAGCUGAUGACAAAAUUGGCAAGAAAAGAAAACGGGAAGAUGGUGAAGAAGGUGCUAAACGGACUAAGAAAAUUAUUGGUGAUGGGACUAGAGACCCGUGUCAGCCACGUUCAUGGCUCUCUCCUGCUACAGGGGUUGUCAUCAGUGAUCUGACGAUGGAGAUGAACAGGUUCCGGCUGAUUGGUCCCCUUUCCCACUGUGUCCUGACCUCGGCACUGAGGGCUGCUCCUCUACACACAGAGGAAGAGGAUGCAGAGGAGACGCCCCAUCACUGGUGGAGGGACACUUGCAGGAGCUCCGAUGGAGUCAUCCUUCAUCAGAGACAAGAAGCAGUGUUUCAGUUGCUGGGAGGGAUAUCGUCACCAGCGGAAAUCCCUGCAGGUUCUGUUCUGGGAUUGACGGUUAGGGAUCCAAGAGUAAAUUUGCCCCCACAGCGGUCCAGAGCUUUGCCACAUCUGGAAAGAUACCAAGAUAAUGAGCAAGUUAGACAGCUGCUUCAGGAGGGUGUGCCCUUGGAGUGUGCGCAUAGCUUUAUCUGGAACGGCGAUAUCUGUAGGAGUGUCACAGAGAAUAAAAUCUCUGAUCAGGCUUUAAACCGGAUGAGAAGUGAAUUGCUGGUACCAGGGUCACAGCUUGUUUUAGGGCCUCGUGAAUCCAAGAUCCCUAUCCUUUUGAUCCAGCAGCCAGGAAAAGUGACCGGAGAAGAUCGCCUGGGCUGGGGAAGUGGCUGGGACGUCCUCCUUCCCAAGGGUUGGGGCAUGGCUUUUUGGAUCCCUUUUAUCUACCGGGGUGCACGAGUCGGGGGUUUAAAAGAGGCUACGGUGCAUUCUCAGUACAGAAGGUCACCUAACAUCCCCGGCGAUUUCCCAGACUGCCUUGCUGGGGUUCGGUUUGCUGAAGAUCAAGCUAAAGAUCUUCUGGAAAAGUACAAAAGACGGCCUCCCGCCAAAAGGCCCAACUACGUUAAGCUUGGCACACUAGCACCUUUCUGCUGUCCCUGGGAGCAGCUGACUCAGGACUGGGAGUCCAGGGUUCAGGCCGCAGUGCCUGGUGCCCAGGACGACCCAAGACGACUCCCAGGAGUGCCUUGUGUCCCCGAAGAGAUCUGUCAGCCAUCUAACGAGGCAGGUACAUCCGAAAACCAACCCAUGAAGCCAGAAGUCACCGGCUGUGAGGCACAGGCCAGGACUGACACAGUCCUGGGCCAGGGUGCCAGGGAGAGCCAUGUUGCCGCCGCCGCUGGUAGCCAGCUCUGUGUUCUCCGGAAUAGGAAAUUACUGAGGCAGCUCUCUGCUUGGUGUGGGCCGGGUUCUAAGGCCAGGCGGGCUCCCUGCGGAGGCCAGCAAGAAUUAACCAGAAAGGCCUGCUUGUCCAUUCUGGACGGUUUCCCCAGAGCCCUGGUGUGGGUCAGCCUGUCCCUGCUCAGGAAGGGCAGCCCCGAGCCUCGCACCAUGAUCUGCGUCCCAUCCGAGGAGGACCUGCUCCAGCUCAGUCAGGACCAGUGUUACCGCGGACCCCGGGAAUCUAAACACAGCGACCCAUUUAAGAGCCUGAUUCUGAAGCAGAAGGAAAAGAAGAAGCGGCGGAACCGAGAACGCGACGCCCCCGGGAGCCCGGCCGGAGCGGCUCCUGCAACCGGACCGGAAGCUCCGACCAAGGGGCUGUGGUCAGGGCCCCUCCCAGGACUAACUUCACACUGCUCCCGGCUGCUCCUGGGCUUCGUCACGCAGGGAGACUUCUCCUUGGCCGUCGGCGGUGGGGAAGCCCUGGGGUUUGUUAGCCUGACGGGCUUGCUGGAAAUGCUGUCGAGCCAGCCGGCAGCCACAAGGGGCCUGGUGCUGCUGCGGCCUCCCGCCUCUCUGCAGUACCGGUUUGCCAGACUCGCCGUUGAGGUGUGAAUUCGGGAUCACAGCUAUUUUUGUCAAGUCCCACAGAGCGUGCUUGGCCGCCUUUGUCAUCUGUCUUAGACUACAAUGUGAAACUGCUUAGAAACAGGAAUUAAAAUUAUAUAAUGGUGUGGGUGAUGAUCUCUCCACCUUAUCCUAAUAACCCGAGCGUCUCCGUCUUUUCCUGUCCUGGGAAUAAAUGUAGUCUGCUUGUUUAACAUGUUAAA
Mesocricetus auratus (golden hamster) is the source of this 3368-nucleotide messenger RNA. RefSeq names its product POP1 homolog, ribonuclease P/MRP subunit (gene Pop1). Gene Ontology annotation, cellular component: nucleolar ribonuclease P complex; ribonuclease MRP complex. Lineage: Eukaryota; Metazoa; Chordata; Mammalia; Rodentia; Cricetidae. The record is from RefSeq and is a predicted model, not a curated record. Gene Ontology annotation, biological process: tRNA 5'-leader removal. The transcript is spliced from 16 exons. The coding region runs from base 133 to 3153 and encodes 1006 amino acids.